Messenger RNA from Mya arenaria, 2425 nucleotides. Its product is annotated as putative glycerol kinase 5. The record is from RefSeq and is a predicted model, not a curated record. Lineage: Eukaryota; Metazoa; Mollusca; Bivalvia; Myida; Myidae. Gene Ontology annotation, molecular function: glycerol kinase activity. Gene Ontology annotation, cellular component: mitochondrion. The coding region runs from base 135 to 1760 and encodes 541 amino acids. The transcript has 16 exons. Gene Ontology annotation, biological process: glycerol-3-phosphate biosynthetic process; glycerol metabolic process; triglyceride metabolic process.
AUGGUGGAUGCACCUACAUGUACACAUGUUAGUCACACCACUUAGGGGAUCUAUUUAUGCUGUUAUUAAAACAAACUUUCAUGAAUGACUUUCAAUUGUGAUAUGACUUCCUGAUUUAAUAUCUAACAAUCAACAUGGCUGAUGAGGGAACAAUUGAAAAAGAACCAGACCAAGAUGUCCUGCAUGCUGCAGAAGAGAUGGAUGAGAAUUCAGAGGUUGAUCCAUACAUUGUUGCUGUAGAUAUCGGAACAACCACACUACGUAGUCACAUAUACACCCGAAAUGGCAGCAUUAAGGCAUCAAGCUCAAAAAGGAUUGAUCUUCUACGACCGAAACCAGGAUGGGUAGAAAUGGACCCGGAACAUCUCUUUCAGCAGUUCCUGGACUGUGUAUCUGAGUCUAUCAAAGCUGCAGGUAUAAGGCCACAGGAGGUGACAUGUCUGGGAAUUUCAACACAGCGAAACACCUGCCUUACUUGGGACAGAGAGACAGAGAAGCCUUACCACAACUUUAUAACCUGGCAGGACAUGCGGGCCCGGGACUAUGUCAAGUCCUGGAAUGAUUCUGUAACGCUCAAAGCACUCAACAGCGGCUCAAAAAUACUCCAUACAUUCACCCGUAAAAAACGAUUCCUAUCGGCUAGUGUGCUGAAAUUUAUGUCACCUCAAGUCACACUUCGAUUACUAUGGUGCUUAGAUAACAUUCCAGAGCUUCGUAAGCGUGCCAGUGCGGGUCAGGUGAUGUUUGGUUGUAUCGAGACCUGGAUCCUGUGGAGACUCACAAAGGGCAAGGUUCACGCCACAGACUAUUCUUGUGCCAGCGGGACCGGGCUCUAUGACCCCUUCCAGGUAGAAUGGAGCACCAUCGUGUGUGGUCUUGUGAACAUUCCCAUGAACAUAUUUCCAGAGGUGCUGCCUACCAGUGGUUUGUUUGGUCACAUGGAUGAGUCAUUCCUGGGCAGUGAAAUACCCAUCACUUGUGUUGUUGGUGACCAGAGUGCGUCUAUGUUUGGUGAGUGUUGUUUCGAGGUCGGGGAUAUCAAGUGCACGCUGGGAACCGGCAUGUUUAUGGAUGUCAACACCGGUUCCCAGCCACACGCUUCCGUUGCAGGUCUAUACCCUCUGAUAGGCUGGAAGAUUGGUGACAAGCUCACAUAUCUGGCUGAGGGUCUGGCUUCCGACACGGGCACCGUCAUUCAAUGGGCACAGUCCAUGGGUUAUUUUGACGAUGUCAGGGACACAGCAGCCAUGGCAGAGUCUGUGGAAGAUACUGGUGGGGUAUAUUUUGUUCCUGCAUUCAGUGGCUUACAGGCCCCUAUAAAUGAUGACAAAGCUUGUACAACCAUGCUUGGUAUGACUCCAAACACAACGAAGGCCCACAUAGUGCGGGCUAUCCUGGAGUCCAUAUGCUUCAGGUUUAAACUUUUGUACGAGACCGUGCUUACAGAGAUGAAAAUACCACUAAAUGUUGUCAGAGUAAAUGGGGGAGUGUGUAACAACGACUUUGUGGUGCAGUUAAUGGCCGACCUCACCAACCACGUGAUAAACCGUUCCCGCCAGACAGAAUACAUGACCAGUCUAGGAACAGCUUUCUUUGCUGGGCUGGCCACAGGAGUAUGGAAGAACCAGGAUGAGCUAGUGAAGAUAAGGAAGACGGACCGCGAGUUCUCCCCGCGUGAAAACUGGGCUACAUACAAGAAUGUGUUUCACCAAUGGGAGCGGGCAGUGUCACGGUCGCGGCAGUGGUACCUUACCCCGUGACAGUGAACACACUAAAACUGGGGAACCUGUGCAAGCCAGUCUUAAUUCCUCCUUUUUUAUUUUAAGCUUUCCUUUCAUAAAUCUGGGGACAAUUUUGAAUCAUAACAAUAUAGGUUUAUUUUAGUGUUAGAUUGCAAUAUAUUUCUCGGGGUUAGCACCAAAAGCUUUAUUUAACGAGUGGCCCUGAGCAAAAUAUUAAAUUUUGGUGUUUUAAGGUGGAAGAUAUUGCAGUCUGCCACUGAAACAAACAAUUUUUCCUUUUUAUUAUAUGCCUUAAAAGGGUAUAAAAUGACAUACAGUGAACUGUAGCUUUGCCAAAAAGCGUGCAAAACUGUAUGCAAGGGUAAAGGUAAUAUCAUUCCAGAAAUGACAUCACAUUGUGACUUGGCCUUUAAUAAAUGACUUUAUCUAACUAUGCAUACUAUAUAGGUGCUAGCUCUGUUCAUGUUUACAGUUUAUAAUGCUCAAAAUUUUAUGGCCAGCUGAGCAUGUAUAUUGCAUAAGCUAUCGUGUGCAUUUCACAUUCCUUGAUAAUUUUUAUACUGGAUGGAGAUAUUGAAAGGUUGUUGGACUUGCAUGAAACUUGUUCACAUAGUAUAUUAUAUUUAUUUGAAUUAUUUUGUUAAUUUAUUAAUAUUAAAGAUAUUUUACAAUAAAAUUUUAAA